CCCUGCCCUAGUCCUCUAGUCCCCAGGCCCCCAGUACCUCGCACUCCUCCGGGCACACCAUGUUGUUCUUCACCCUCCUGCUAGAGGUGAUUUGGACCCUGACUGCCAACGGGGGUCAACACUGGACGUAUGAGGGUCCACGUGGUCAAGAACACUGGCCUGCCUCUUACCCUGAAUGUGGAAGCAAUGCCCAGUCCCCCAUCAAUAUCCAGACAGACAGUGUGACUUUUGACCCUGACUUGCUACCUCUGCAGCCCCACGGAUAUGAACAGCCUGGCACUGAGCCUUUGAACCUGCACAAUAAUGGCCACACAGUACAACUCUCUCUGCCCUCUACCCUUUAUCUGGAAGGACUUCCCCGAAAAUAUGUAGCUGCCCAGCUCCACCUGCACUGGGGUCAGAAAGGAACCCCCUGGGGGUCAGAGCACCUGGUCAAUGGCAAAGCCACAGCUGCAGAGCUCCACAUCGUACAUUAUGAUUCUGAGUCCUACGAAAGCCUGAGUGAGGCUGCUCAGAGGCCUCAGGGCCUGGCUGUCUUGGGCAUCCUCAUUGAGGUGGGUGAGACUAAGAAUCCAGCUUAUGAACACAUUCUGAGUCACUUGCAUGAAAUCAAGCACAAAGAUCAGAAGACCUCUGUGCCUCCCUUCAAUGUGAGAGGGCUGCUCCCGCCGCUGCUGGCGCAGUACUUCCGUUACAACGGUUCGCUCACCACUCCGCCCUGCUACCAGAGUGUGCUCUGGACGGUCUUCCAUCGAAGGGCCCAGAUUUCCAUGGAACAGCUGGAAAAGCUUCGGGAGACACUGUUCUCCACGGAGGAGGAGCCCUCUGAGCCCCUGGUACAGAACUACCGAGCCCCCCAGCCUCUCAAUCAGCGGAUGGUCUUUGCUUCUUUCAUCCAAGUGGGACCCUCGUAUACCACAGGUGAAAUGCUGAGUUUGGGAGUAGGAAUCCUGGUUGGCUGUCUCUGCCUUCUGCUGGCUGUUUAUUUCAUCGCUAGAAAGAUCCGGAGGAAGAGACUAAGAAACCGGAAAAGUGUGGUCUUCACCUCAGCACGAGCCACCGAGGCAUAGACUCCUUCCUGGACACUUCAGAUGCCUUCCACUUGCUCGGCUGUCAGGGUGCUUGUCAAGUGAGGCGCCGGGACUGGCCAGGAAAUACUGUAGGAGUAGGCCAACACCCCUCUUUCCUCCAGACAGUCCCUACACAGAAGUAUGGACAGGCUCUCAUUCAAGGAUGACCAACAGAACCUUCAGCCUCUUAGAACAUAGAGAUCAGGACAGCCCUAUGGUGACAAUGCAGAGGGUCAACUGUGUAUAGUUGUAGGGGGAUGUC
This is a messenger RNA of Dama dama (fallow deer), 1332 nucleotides long. RefSeq names its product carbonic anhydrase 14 (gene CA14). Bases 60 to 1070 code for a protein of 336 amino acids. Lineage: Eukaryota; Metazoa; Chordata; Mammalia; Artiodactyla; Cervidae. The transcript has 11 exons. Gene Ontology annotation, cellular component: plasma membrane. Gene Ontology annotation, molecular function: carbonate dehydratase activity; zinc ion binding. The record is from RefSeq and is a predicted model, not a curated record.